This is a messenger RNA of Monodelphis domestica (gray short-tailed opossum), 4330 nucleotides long. The record is from RefSeq and is a predicted model, not a curated record. NCBI's taxonomy places the organism in Eukaryota, Metazoa, Chordata, Mammalia, Didelphimorphia, Didelphidae.
GAGGUCCAAACUAAGUGUAAAGAGGGAGGAGUCUCUGCUUUCCCACACUUCCCUUUGACCGGAGGAAGACCAAAAGAGUUUCAAGGGUCAGGAGAUUUGAACCUCUCAUCAGCGACUGAUGCUAAGAAUUAGUCUUUGGAAUAACAAGUUAUACAUCACUGGCCAGGUUCAAACUAUACACUGAUAAAAGGGUGCUUUGGGACUCUCAUAAGAAGCCAGGACCUCCGAGCUCGCUGAAGUGUGGACGUUGAAGGAUUCUCUGAAGAUUCCCGGAAAUAAGAAAAGGACUAAAAAAUAGCCAUCAAAGUCCAGUGGCAAGUGCCCAGAAGUAAGACACUGCCCAGGAUCCUCAGCCAACUCAAAGUUGGUGAAGCCAGCAGCUUCCUUCUCCAUUGCAGCUGCCCAGCUCACUCUGCAGUUCAUGAGCUGUUUUCUGCCCCAUUCUUCCUCACUAAAAUGACCUCCACUGCCUCGGAUUCCUCAACUGCCAUGGUUGCAGCUUCAGAGCAGUCGAAGAGUAAGAUCAGUGACCUGCGGGUGUCUGAUCUCAGAUUGGAGUUGAAACGACGGAACCUGCUUUGUAGAGGAGUGAAAACUGCCCUCAUUGCCCGGCUCAAGCAGGCAAUUGAAGAGGAAGGAGGUGAUCCUGAUUAUGUUGACCUGUCUUCUUCCUGUGAUACUUUGAAAAAGAAAGCAGGGGCUGAAAGCAAAAGUGAGAUAGAAGAAACAGAUGAUCUAAGUGAAGAUGCCUCAGAGAAAGAUAAUUUACUUUUCAAGGAAAGUCAGUCAGAAAAUUCAGAGACCAGUGAUCUGAAUGGGCAUGACAAACUGAAGGACUCUGAAGAAGUCGGUGAAAAUGAUGAAUAUAAUAAUUCCAAGGAUUUUUCUACUGCUGGUCAUAAAAAAGGUCAUGAGUUAAAACAGGUAGAAGCAAUACAAGGCAAAGUAAAAGACCUUAAAAAUCAGGAAAAUGAAGGUCAAGACAGGGAAGAUGAUACCAUUCUUACAAUCCCAGAUAUUGAAGAAGAAAAGGAAAAAGAUACAAUAGGUUCUGGUGAUGGUACACAAGAAGUACCCAAUCAUCUUCCUUCAGAAGAGAAACUAGAUGAGGCUGAUCAAUGGGUUCAUGAAGAGAGAGAAGGUAAUGUGCCUGUGAAAGAAUCUGAGGAUGACAUUUUGCUCACAAUCCAGGCUGAAGAUAUCAUCUUUAUGGAUUUUGAUGGUGACGACCUAGAAACAGAUAAAAAUGUGAAAAUUACAGAGUCUGAAGCAAGUAAGCUAGAAGAUGGGCAGGAUGCCUUUGCAAAGAGCCUGGAGAAGGAAAGCAAAGAUUAUGAACUGAACAAGAGUCAUAAAGAUGGUAAGAAGGAAGAACAAGUCAAGGGUGAUACUGCUAAAAAGGAAACCAGAAAAAAUCCUAAGAAAGCAGAAUCUGAAGACAAAGAAAAGGAUACUUUCAAAAAAGGACCCUUGUCUACUGAGGCCUCUUGUCAAACAAAAAACUCUUCAAAGAAAUCUAAGGAAAGCAAAACAUUGUCUUCAAGUAUCGCACAUCUUCCUCUUACAGAAAUUCCUGGACAACAGAUUUCUGUUGAGAAAAUAAAAGGUGAUCCUUCUAAGAAAGAAUUAAAGAAAGAAAGUGAUGAAAAAUCAAGUUCAGGCAGAAAUACUAGAGAUAGAAGAUUCACAACAAAUGAUAAAACUAACAAGACUCAAGUCUCUACUAAAAAAGAAGAUAAAAAAUCUGACAAAAAAGAAAGUAAGGAUUGUAGGAGAGCAGAAGAUAAAGAUGAGAAGGAUGUUAAUAGACCAAAAAGUCCAACUUCAGUGUUAAUUAAAAAAAGGGAAGAAAUUAAACAAAUAAGUGUGAAGAGCCCAAGUCAUGUGGUAAUUUUUGAUCAAACUAAAGGAGAUCAUUCUAGAUUCGCAAGAAGGGAGAAAUGUGACAAAUUGGCAAGGAACAAGGAGAGGGCUAGGCAAGAUGGAAAGGACAAAGAUUACAAAAGUCAAAAAGAUAUAUCAUCUUUGGAAAAACUGAAGGAUCAGAGAAUGCCAGAACAGCUAGUAAGCCUAGAAAGAACACAAGCAAUGGAACUUAGAAGGCAAAGAGAGAUUGUAGAGAUGCAUCGAGAGUGGGAACGCAUUAGAAUGUUUCGAGAAGAGGAGGAACUCCAGCUCUUUCAGAGAGAAAGAGAGCGACUUAAAAUUGAAAGGCAAAAACUAGAGAGAGAGAGAAUGGAGCGCAAACGCUUGGAAGAAGAACGCAUUCAAAUCAGAUAUGAACGUUUGAAGGAAGCCGAACGUUUUGCUCGGGAACGAGAAGAAUUGAGAAGGCAACAACAGCAACUUCGUUAUGAGCAAGAAAAAAGGAAUUCUUUGAAACGGCCACGUGAUGUAGAUCAUUGGCGAGAUGAUUCUUACUGGAAUAAGAGUAAAAAACUGUCUCAUGAUACAGAUGCACGAUUUAGGCAUGGAUCUGACUAUAAUCGCCAACAGAACAGAUUUUAUUACUUUGAUCACAGAGAGAGGACCCAAUUCCCUGAGGAUACAGCAUCUCUUGAUGCUUCAACUUUUGAAAGGCAGGAGCACUUUGUCAGUCAAGGGGAAAGGAAAAAAAAAUAUCCAAUUGAACAAAGAGAAGAAGAUCCAGGGUUUGAAAAGUAUCCCCCAAAUUUCAGUGAUUCCAGAAGAAAUGAGCCACCACCAUCAAGAAAUGAACUUAGAGACACCGAGAGACAAGAAAUGUGGGGAGAUAGAAUUGAGAGACCAGUUCAUGACAGGUCUGGUGCAUCUCGUAGAUAUCCUAGAGAGGGUGGUGCAAAUCCUCUAAGACAAACCUCUUGGAAUCAUGAAGGUGGCAUGAACACGGAAAAAUGGAACACAAAGAUUGAAAGACCAGAGAGAUCAGGAAGAGAAGUUUCUGGACACGUUAUAGGAGGGAACGGAAACAGUUCUUCUGGUUAUGGAAGCAGAGAUGGAGAUAGAGGAAAGAGGAAGUGGUGGACAGCAGGAUUCUGAAGAUCAAUAUAUGAUUGAAUACCAUGGAGGCGGAACAAAAGGACCAAGAAAAGAAUGGCAUGGUCCAAGUUCUCAAGACAGUGACACAAGGAGAAUGAGUACAGGAGGAGCAGGCAUGAUACCUCAGCAUAAAAGCAACUCAUCAUCAAUUAAUAGAAUUGAGCAGUUUACAGGCAAUGCUAUAUAAAGAGAAAGGGGCUUUGAAUUUAAGCCAUUUAAAGGUGGACUUCCAAGAAGAUUCUGAAUUCAGCUGCUUGACACCAUUUCAAGGUGAUUUAUUGAAAUCUCUUGUAAACUUUUAACAGAUAAAUCAGAGGACAAUAUGACUUACCCAGGAGUUUUGUCAAACUCCUUUCUCCCCCUUUUCUUUCUUUUUUUAAAACAUGAUUGCUUUCCUCAAUUGAGAAGGUAUUUUCAUAGUUGGAACAUUUUUUUCCCCUGUAGCAUUAGAGUCCCAUUUAAGAAGUAAAGAAGUAAAGAAAAUUUGAAUGGAAACCAUUUUAACAUAUGAAGAGUAGUUUGCAACUGGAUAAUAGUUAUUUUUAGUUACCAGCAUCAAUUCUGUCACCUCAGACUUUAAAGUUGCACACGGUGUCACAAGAAACAUUUAUUACCUUCAUCUUGGAGUUCAUAAAUAUAUUGAAGCUAAAAAAAUAUUGCCACCUAAUUUGUAGAAAUAAAACUGUUCCUUGUAUGUCCAAGUAUUCUAUAACCUUUGUUUGCAGAAGAUACUGUUACAUUAAGUGCAUCUGUGUAUCCUAGUAAAAAUAUUCCUUUUUGAAUGAGGGAAUGUUCCUCAAUUGGGGAAUAUCUGAAUAAAUUAUGGUAUGUGAUGGAGAUGGAAAACUAUUGUGCUAUAAGGAAUGAUGAAUUGAUGGAUUUUUAUAAGAACUGGGAAGAGCUAUAAGAACUGAUGUGCAGUGAAAUAAGCAGAAUCAAGAAAAUAUACACAGUAACUGAAACACUGUGGAAUGAUCAAAUGUGAUUGACUGCUACUAAAGGCAAUGAUCCAGGACAAUUCUAAGGGACUAAUGAGAAAGAAUGCUAUCUGCAUCUAAAGAAAGAACUGUGGGAGUAGAAAUGCAGAAGAAAACAUGUAAAUUAUCACUUUUUUAUAUGAGUAUGUGAUUUAGGGUUUUGGUUUUAAAGGAUUGCUCUUUUGUAAAAAUGAAUAAUAUGGAAAUGGGUUUGAGUGAUUUUAUAUAUAUAAUUGCUUGUCAACUCCAGGAAGGAGGAAGGAGGAAGGGGGAGAGGAGAGAGAAAAUCAUGUAACCAUGGAAAUUUUUUAAAAAUUAAACAAAUUACUCUGGCA